CUCAACGAGAAAGUCAAGUCUCUUUUCCUUCAAGACUUGGAAAGAUUUCUCUCCAACAAGAAGUUUUAUAUGGAAAAUCAAUUGAGCUACAAGAGAGGAUAUUGUCUUUAUGGAAAACCAGGUUCUGGUAAGACAUCUUUGGUUCUGGCUACAGCUGCACACAUCAAGUGUCCAGUUUAUAUUUUGAAUCUCAAUCAAUCAGAAAUGAACGAUACAGCAUUAAUAGAUGCCUUUUCUUCAAUACCCUCUCGAAGUAUCAUUACUUUGGAAGAUGUAGAUUCUGCAUUUAAUGAAAAUAGAAAAGCAACAGGAGAAGUACGUAAUGGACUUUCAUUUUCAGGACUUCUCAAUGCCUUGGAUGGUGUUUGUUCUUAUUCUGAAACUCCAAAGCUUGUUUUCAUGACUACUAAUCACAUUGAACGAUUAGAUGCUGCCCUAAUUCGUCCUGGAAGAGUUGACUAUAAGGUAAAAUUUGACAAUGCCACACCAGAUCAAAUUCAACAAAUCUCUUUCAAGUUUUUCAAAAAUCAAGAA
Messenger RNA from Naegleria gruberi, 534 nucleotides. RefSeq lists its product as uncharacterized. Lineage: Eukaryota; Heterolobosea; Eutetramitea; Acrasida; Naegleriidae. The record is from RefSeq and is a predicted model, not a curated record. The annotation marks the transcript as partial. The transcript has a single exon. Gene Ontology annotation, molecular function: ATP hydrolysis activity; ATP binding.